Messenger RNA from Hyaloscypha bicolor E, 369 nucleotides. RefSeq names its product putative eukaryotic translation initiation factor eIF-1. The transcript is spliced from 4 exons. Gene Ontology annotation, biological process: translational initiation. NCBI's taxonomy places the organism in Eukaryota, Fungi, Ascomycota, Leotiomycetes, Helotiales, Hyaloscyphaceae. Gene Ontology annotation, molecular function: ribosomal small subunit binding; RNA binding; translation initiation factor activity. The record is from RefSeq and is a predicted model, not a curated record. Gene Ontology annotation, cellular component: eukaryotic 43S preinitiation complex. Bases 1 to 369 code for a protein of 122 amino acids.
AUGUCAAUCGAAAAUCUCAAGACCUUCGACCCCUUCGCCGAAGCCGACGAAGACACAGGAGAAACCAAGCAGUCGCAGAAUUACAUACACAUUCGUAUUCAGCAGCGCAAUGGUCGUAAGACUCUGACGACUGUCCAAGGUCUGCCAAAGAAAUUUGACCAGAAGAAGAUCCUGAAGGUCAUCAAGAAGAAGUUCGCUUGCAAUGGCACCAUCGUGGUCGAUAGUGAAAUGGGAGAGGUGAUUCAGCUCCAGGGUGAUCAGCGCAAAGAUGUCCAGGAGUUCCUCACCGACAAGAAGGAGGGUUUGGAGCUUGAUGCCAAGACCAUUAAGGUAAAUCUUGUUGCACUACAAUCCCCCACCCCUGGCUAA